Molecule: messenger RNA, 2031 nt
Organism: Acanthosepion pharaonis
Lineage: Eukaryota; Metazoa; Mollusca; Cephalopoda; Sepiida; Sepiidae
Source: the annotation of a GenBank genome assembly
AUGUUUUUCUUCUUUUUUUUCCAGGUGAGCAACAUGUUCAUUGUAAGUUUAGCGAUCGCGGACUUGAUUGUUGGUCUGAUUGUAAUGCCACUGAAUGCGACCUACAUCUUCACCAUCGACUGGUUGUUUGGCUUGGCUGUCUGUCAGAUCUGGAUUGCAAUCGACUACCUGGCCAGCACGGCAUCCAUUCUCAACUUAUUCAUUCUCAGCCUUGAUCGCUACUGGUCCAUCAUGUCGCCACUCAAAUAUAUGCGCAAACGGACUAAAAAGCGAGCGUUGAUCAUGAUUUCGUUCGUCUGGCUCCUGUCGUCUUUAUGGAUCAUUCCUAUCACCGGUUGGCACGCGUUUGUGCACGGUGGCGUACGUACAGUCCCAAGUGACACCUGCGACACAGAGUACGCCAAGAACUCCGCCUUCAAGGUCGUGACGGCGUUUUUCAACUUCUAUUUGCCCCUAUUUCUAAUGUUUUUCCUCUACAUUAAAAUAUUUCAAGAGAUUCGAAAACGCUCUAAAUUCGAGCUUGGCCAACGAACCUGCGGCGGAAUGAUUGUUAUGACCAAUCAACCUCAGCAUCAGGAGCAACCACAGCAGCAGCAGCAACAACAACAGCAGCAUUCUCACCAUCACAAGCAAAACAAUCAUCACCAUCACAAUUACCACGGAGUAGCCGGCUCAAGUAAAAACACAGUUAGCAAUAGCAGCCAUCAGAUUCAGUUAAAAGAAGCCCGCCAUAAAUCGCGACACAGCAGUUAUAUACCCAUGCCCAGUCGCACGUCGCUAGUGGAGACGAGCGAAGUACUGAACGAUGGUUCUCGUUCAGCUAUUACAUUACGCGCCAUGACAGGAAAAACACCCCGGGACUCAUCAGCCGGAGCCCCACACGAGACACUGGGUGGGGCGGGAAAAGACCCUAGACAUUGCGUCGUGACAAACCAACCCCAGCAAUUAUGGCGUAACAAUGUCAAUUUCAAGAUGGAGACGGCGCCACCUUACGAACGCCGCCUGCAAGAAUACGUCUAUGACGAAAAUGUCGUCGACCCUCUGACAGAGAAGGUGGAACGCUACUACUACGAGGAGCAGUCGACGUUGUGCUGCAGGCAAGCCGAAGUUAUAAGCAACCCUGCCGCUUAUCGGGAAACUUCCUUCAUCACAAGACCACGGUCGGGCCGAUUGAAAGUUUCUACGACGACACCAGAUAAAUCUUCACUGCCUACAGGGAGUCCAACCCCAGCUGAUGCAGCGGCAACUAUAGCCGCUGUGGUUGGUGUUGGUGGCAGUGCAAAGAAGAUUCGUAAAUCAAAAACACCAGACAGAACUGCAAAGAUUAAAAAACGACGGGAUGAGCCUUCGGUUAAAUUGAAAUGCUUGCAUCACAGCUCGGCAAGUAACGGAAGUUGUGACAGUAGCAGUGAGGGCAGUAGUAUAUGUUUGAGCUUAACUAGGGCCAUGUCUGGCAAGUCACGGUUUCCGAGAAAAAGUAGCCAGGGAACACUGGCUGGCUUUGCUUCGACGAACGGCGCUAGUAAUCAAAAAAAGGCGUCAGCCAAUAAACUAGCAACAGGCGAUUCCCGCCCUCACAGACAGCCUGCGUCUUCGACGACCCUGCGGAGGGACAGUGACCUGAGCGACGAUCUUCCAAAAGACGAGAAAGGUCGGCGCUCAAACUUUGCACCCGCCAACAUUAAGGGCCGGUUGAAAAACUUGAAACAGAGCGCCUCGUUGACCCGCGAAAUCAAAGCCGUACGCCAGUUAGGGGUCAUAAUGGGAGCUUUUACCGUCUGUUUUCUUCCGUACUUUAUUCUCUUCAUGGUGGUAGCCUUCUGUGACGGCUGUAUAGAUCCGGGUCUCAUCACAGCCAUGACAUGGAUUGGCUAUCUCAACUCGACCCUCAACCCAGUACUUUAUCCACUGUGCAACCUGAAUUUUAGGCGUAAAUUUCGGAAAAUGUUAGGACUCGAAGCACAGUCUAAAAGGAGUCGUUACAACCCUCCAAAUACAGUUAACAAUGUCGGUGUUGUUCGUUACGACUAA